CAUACAUUUGGAAAAUGGCUUCAUUACUACGAAGGGCUGCGAAGCCGGCGAUAAGCACGUCGAAAUCGUAUGGAUUGCGCCUGUUUUCCUCCGGGACAGCAGCGCGUUCGUCCCCAUCGUCUUGGAUGCCUGUACCGUUGGUGACGGAGACAGUUGCUGGAGGUUGGAAAACCUCAGACAUCUUCUCGCGCCUCCUCGCCGAACGAAUAAUUUGCCUCAAUGGCGAAGUUAACGACCCCAUGUCCGCGACUGUUACUGCACAGCUACUCUUCCUCGAAUCCGAAGCGCCCGAAAAACCCAUCUCGCUGUACAUCAACUCUCCUGGCGGCUCUGUCACAGCUGGAAUGGCUAUAUAUGACACCAUGAACUACAUCCGCUGUCCUAUAACCACCAUAUGUAUGGGUCAAGCCGCCUCUAUGGGCUCACUAUUGUUGUGUGGCGGGGCUGCGGGACAGCGAUUCAUUCUUCCGCACAGCAGAGUGAUGAUUCAUCAGCCCAGCGGGGGAUACAGUGGCAAAGCGAGCGACAUAGCUGACCAUGCAAAGGAAAUCCUGAGAGUGAGGGAUCAGCUCAACAGGACGUACCAACGGCAUUUGACGAAGAAGAGGGAUCUGAAGGAGAUUGAGAAGUAUAUGGAGAGAGACUACUUCAUGGAUGCUCAAGAGGCAUUAGAUUUUGGAAUUGUGGACAGGAUACUGGAAAAGAGAGAAGAGGCGGAAAAGAAAGAGUAG
Molecule: messenger RNA, 731 nt
Organism: Periconia digitata
Lineage: Eukaryota; Fungi; Ascomycota; Dothideomycetes; Pleosporales; Periconiaceae
Source: the annotation of a GenBank genome assembly